This is a messenger RNA of Clonostachys rhizophaga, 963 nucleotides long. Lineage: Eukaryota; Fungi; Ascomycota; Sordariomycetes; Hypocreales; Bionectriaceae. The record is from the annotation of a GenBank genome assembly.
AUGUCUUCCUCACCAGCAGAAGUUUUAAUUUAUGGGCUUGGAGCCAUUGGCUCGUUCUACACCUUUAUCCUGAACCAGGGCAAUCAAGUCCGUCUUACGGUUGUUGCCCGGUCCAACUACGAUGCUGUCCAAGCCAACGGCCUCAAGAUAAGCAGCCAGAAUCAUGGCGAUCACCAUGUAAAACCUUAUAAAGUUGUUAGAAGUGCUGCUGAGGCUGGCCAGAAGUUUGAUUAUAUUGUCUGUGCACACAAGGCUAUCAACCAAGCCGCCGCUCCGCCUGAGAUCGCACCUGGUGUCGACCAAGAUAGAACGACCAUUGUGAUUAUCCAAAAUGGCGUGGGUAAUGAGGAGCCCUUCCGCCAAUACUUCCCAUCUGCGACCAUUCUAUCUGCCGUAACUUGGUGCGGUGUUCGACAACCGCAGCCUGGAAUCAUCACUCAUACCAAAUCCGAGAAUAUGCAAUUGGGCCUUUUCCCCAAUCCUACCGCCGAUGAAGCCUGGGAGACUCGGCGUCUAAAUGAAUUUGCAUCAUUGCUCACAGCUGGAAAGACUGUUUUCCAAGUGGUACCCAACAUCCAAGUACAAAGAUGGGAGAAGGUUGUAUGGAAUGCGGCAUGGAAUUCCCUGACGACGCUCACUCUCAUGGACACGCAUUCAUGGCUCAGCUCGUCAGAGGACUCUACACCUUUGACUCGAACCAUCAUGACCGAGGUUAUUAACGUGGCAAAGGCGCUGGAUGUUCCCAUCGGAUAUGACUUGAUUGACAAGCACAUUGACAAGAUUUUGAGUAUGGCCCCGAUCGGAAGCAGUAUGCGGACGGAUUAUGAGAAUGAAAAGCCUAUGGAGGUCGAUAUCAUUCUUGGGUAUCCGGUGCGGAAGGGGCGAGAGUUGGGAUUGGACGUCAAGACGAUUGAGACUUUAUUUGUGAUUUUGACAGCCAUCAACAAGAGACUGAUGAGCUAG